Cavia porcellus (domestic guinea pig) is the source of this 1432-nucleotide messenger RNA. It is a transcript of the gene Txndc12, whose product is annotated as thioredoxin domain containing 12. Lineage: Eukaryota; Metazoa; Chordata; Mammalia; Rodentia; Caviidae. Gene Ontology annotation, cellular component: endoplasmic reticulum. The transcript has 7 exons. Bases 162 to 671 code for a protein of 169 amino acids. The record is from RefSeq and is a predicted model, not a curated record.
CAUCCGUCUAACAUCACUUCCUUCAGAGUUUGGGGGAGAAAAAAAUCUAGGAAAGCGAAGGAUUGGGCUGAUCCGCGCUUGAAGAGCAAGCGGACCUUCUGCUGAAUCUCCACCCCUGUGCGGGUUCAGCUGGGUGGCCCUGCGCGCCAACCACCAUCGAAAUGUGGCCUCGUCUCGGGGCCACCUGUUUGCUGGGCUUCAGUUUCCUGCUCCUCGUCACCGCUGAUGGAUACAUUGGGCUUGGAAAGGGUUUUGGAGACCAUAUUCAUUGGAGAACACUAGAAGAUGGGAAAAAAGAAGCAGCUGCCAGUGGAUUGCCUCUGAUGGUGAUUAUCCAUAAGUCUUGGUGUGGCGCUUGCAAAGCUUUAAAACCCAAAUUUGCAGAAUCUAAAGAAAUUUCAGAGCUUUCCCAUAAUUUUGUUAUGGUAAAUCUUGAGGAUGAAGAAGAACCCAAGGAUGAAGAUUUUAGUCCUGAUGGUGGUUAUAUUCCACGAAUCCUUUUCUUGGAUCCCAGUGGCAAGGUGCAUCCUGAAAUCAUCAAUGAGAAUGGAAACCCUAGCUAUAAGUAUUUCUACGUCAGUGCUGAGCAAGUGGUUCAGGGAAUGAAAGAAGCUCAAGAAAGGCUAACAGGUGAUGCCUUCAGAGAGAAACAUUUUGAAGAUGAGUUGUAACACCAAUGUACCCCUUCUUUCAUCAAAGUCAAUGUUCUAGAAGAAAAGCAGCAAGGGAAGGAAUAUUGAGGAAUCACCCAGAACAAUUAAACCAACCAGGAAACCUUGCUUCUACCUAGCUGGAAGAAGCCUUCUCACUGUGGAAGAGGUCUGCUCGCAAAAGCUGGUCAGCAUAUGUGUGGACCUAGCAGUGUGGCAGACUUCCUUCUCCUGCUACCUAUCACUUAAGUGUCCAUUUGUCUUUGAAUGUAAAGAAUGAAACUUUUGACACAAAACUUGAGCCACUUGGAGAUUUACUCCUCAUAUUACAGUAUUUGAGUCUUUUCCCACUUUCCUCCUGCUUAACUCACGUUACUGGUAAAAGACCAGUGGCAUCUUUUCUACAACAUUACCAUUGCAGGACUAGCUUAAAAAUUUUUUUAAAUAACAGCAAGUCCUGAGCAAAUAAUAAUUUUAUCACUUCUCAAGGAGAAAGCCUGUUUUUUUUCUCCUAGAAAUAAUCUGGGAGUUUUUCCUGAAUCCCCAUGAGCUCCUUCUCUGUGCUCGGCUUGCCCUGUUUGCACGCAUGCGUGUGCAGGAAUGGCUGUGUGCUUGGACUGUCCCCCGCUGGAAGCAUGCUUUCCCUCUUGACUAUUGGAGAAACUGUAACCUUCAAACCCUACAUGGAGCCAUUUUUGUCAAGUCAUCAACUGUAUUUUUGUACUGGGGUUAAUAAAAAAUAUAUAUUAAUUGUUCCAUUAAACUUUAGUAAAACUUUAAAA